UGCUCAUUGUGAAGGGUGCGAGUUGAAAAAUGGAAGAUCAAUGCGCGCUUAAAAGCAGGAAAACAAGGUGAGAGGAUUUUUCUGUGCGAGAUUUGUGGUGGGGGAAUCGAAUGAAAUCGACAAGACGUACAGGAGGGCGAAAUAGUAUUUAUAGGGCAAACCACGAAUCUCGCUUUGUAGCACGGAGUGUUUGCGGGACAGGACGAAAAAGGCGGGUGUUGAGGGGGCGAGGGGGGGUCUGCGACCCCGUAUUCGGAAGGCGGCGGCGCUUGCCGAUCGCCAAGGAUGCCGAGCAAAUAGUGUGGAAAUGCUGGACAAUUGCCGCUGCUUAUUGGCCAAUAUUUGUGAGCCAUUUGCACUGGGUUUUUUUUGGCUCGCCUUUUGGUUCCGGCUGUUCUGGCCUGGGCUGCUGCGUGUUCCUGGGCAGGCAAUCAGCGGGCAGCGAGCCUUGCGUGAUGACUGUCAGUCGACAAAGAGUUUUGGAUCACUCGACACUGCUGCUGCUGGCAGAGUCGGGCUGGCUGAGGAAUCCGAGCACGGCACUGUGCACUCGUCCGAGGUUUCUCUCUCCCCACAGCAGGGUAGUCGACCAUUGGCGAGGGGGUACUUCUGCAGCCCGGCUGCUCGAAACUAAAAGCCACCCAGCCAGGACCGUGUCGGCGGGUGACGCAGUGCCGUCUAGAGGGCGAGCAGGUGGGUGAAAGAGGGCAUUCUGAAGGCGCGCUCCACGGGCCGUACUGGCAAAACUUCUGCCCCAUUCUUCCAGCGCCCGUAUCACCAAGAAAAGUU
Molecule: messenger RNA, 789 nt
Organism: Linderina pennispora
Lineage: Eukaryota; Fungi; Kickxellomycota; Kickxellomycetes; Kickxellales; Kickxellaceae
Exons: 1
Coding region: 111-701 (196 amino acids)
Source: RefSeq, a predicted model, not a curated record